CGGUGCGGACUCGCGGGCUGGGCGCGGGGCCGUCGCAGAAGGUGAGUCCCCCCACCGUCCCCCGGCCGGGCUGCGGGUCGCGGGGCAGGCGCAUGAGGCGAGUCUCCCAUCACCACCCCCGGACAAGCGAGCUCUCUCCGGCCGCGCGGUCUUGGCGGCUCCUGGGCGGGCGGGGCGCAGUGCCGCUGACUCCAGCCCAAGAAGAGGCCGAGGAAGGGCUCUCCUGGGAGGCUUGCGGGGUGAACCUGCAGGGAGCCUGGGGAGAGCGGUCAGGGGUCAGAGUGUCCGAGGCGGAAUCCCCGGGGAAACGCGCAGAUCCGGCAGCUGGAGACGAUGGUGGACCACUUGGCCAACACGGAGAUCAACAGCCAGCGCAUCGCGGCGGUGGAGAGCUGCUUCGGGGCCUCGGGGCAGCCGCUGGCGCUGCCAGGCCGAGUGCUGCUGGGCGAGGGCGUGCUGACCAAGGAGUGCCGCAAGAAGGCCAAGCCACGCAUCUUCUUCCUCUUCAACGACAUCCUGGUGUAUGGCAGCAUCGUGCUCAACAAGCGCAAGUACCGCAGCCAGCACAUCAUCCCCCUGGAGGAGGUCACACUGGAGCUGUUGCCGGAGACGCUGCAGGCCAAGAACCGCUGGAUGAUCAAGACGGCCAAGAAGUCCUUUGUGGUGUCGGCCGCCUCCGCUACGGAGCGCCAGGAAUGGAUUAGCCACAUCGAGGAGUGCGUGCGGCGGCAACUGCGGGCCACGGGCCGCCCGCCCAGCACGGAGCACGCGGCACCCUGGAUCCCCGACAAGGCCACGGACAUCUGCAUGCGCUGCACGCAGACGCGCUUCUCUGCCCUCACGAGGCGCCACCACUGCCGCAAGUGUGGCUUCGUGGUCUGCGCUGAGUGCUCGCGCCAGCGCUUCCUGCUCCCGCGCCUGUCCCCCAAGCCCGUGCGCGUCUGCAGCCUCUGCUACCGCGAACUGGCCGCCCAGCAGCGGCAGGAGGAGGCGGAGGAGCAGGGCGCGGGGUCCCCAGGGCAGCCAGCCCACCUGGCCCGGCCCAUCUGCGGAGCGUCCAGUGGAGACGACGAUGACUCCGACGAGGACAAGGAGGGCAGCAGGGACGGCGACUGGCCCAGCCGCGUGGAGUUCUACGCCUCGGGGGUGGCCUGGUCUGCCUUCCACAGCUGACCCCCGGCCUGCAGAACAUCUGUCCCCAAGCCAGCUCCACUGCCCAGGCCCCCAAGAGGGCAGCUCCAGAAGCUGCCCAGGGCUCCGGGACCCCACCCCAUGGUGGCAGGCACAGCGGUGGGGAGUGGCUCUUUCUGGACUCCCAGUGCCUUUUUGCUGGACACUGUGUCCUUAUGGCUUCACUGCAGGUAAUGCCUUUCCCUUCAGGAAGCCCCAGAACACCCAGACGUCUUGGUAACAAAUGCCACCUUACACUCUGCAGGCUGCAGCGGCAGCUCCAGAUGGCCUCCUGAGCUGGACGACCCCAGGUCUCCAGACAUCUAGGGACCAGAGCAGGUUUCGGAACAUAGAGGGAAGACAGGAUGGGAGUGUAGCCACAGAACCCACCUGCACCCCGACAGGCACACCCCACUGAAGAGCCUGAGUCCCAGGAGGCCUCCUGGAAGCCCAGGCCUGCCCACCCACCACUCUGGUGCCCACCGCCUGGCCAGCCAAGCCCUGCCGAUCAGACAUGUGGGUUCCCCGAAGCCCAGCCAGAGACUGCCGUGCUGUGGGUGCCACCAGGCCCAGGGACUGCAGCCUGAGCUCCCCGAGGCCUGGGGCAGCCGGGUGAGGACUCUGUCCUGUGUCACCUCUCUCCAGGUGUCCAGCUGUCUCAUGACUUUUUGUCCUGUCCUCAGCUCUCCCUGUGGUCAGCGAAACCAGUGUUUUCUGUUAGGACUCAUUUGCAAGAACAGAAACCCUGCCCCCACUUAAUAAUAAAAAAGAAAGUUUAUUGAUGGGUGGUUGCAAAACAAA
This is a messenger RNA of Gorilla gorilla gorilla (western lowland gorilla), 1971 nucleotides long. RefSeq names its product pleckstrin homology and FYVE domain containing 1 (gene PLEKHF1). The transcript is spliced from 2 exons. Gene Ontology annotation, cellular component: lysosome; early endosome. Gene Ontology annotation, molecular function: metal ion binding; phosphatidylinositol binding. The record is from RefSeq and is a predicted model, not a curated record. The coding region runs from base 334 to 1173 and encodes 279 amino acids. Gene Ontology annotation, biological process: endosome to lysosome transport; endosome organization; positive regulation of intrinsic apoptotic signaling pathway. NCBI's taxonomy places the organism in Eukaryota, Metazoa, Chordata, Mammalia, Primates, Hominidae.